GUCUGGGACCUUCUAUUUAGAAGAGGUCCUAAGUGUCUCUCGCUCAGAAUCUGGCUCGGUUUUGAUCCCAGACUCUAAAACUGGAGCUGAGGAUAGAGGAAGAGGCAGUUCUCAAAAUAGGAUCAGAGCUCAAGGCAAGAAAAUCCAGCGGUUCUCCAAAUAUAAAACAUCUCAUUCCUUGAAAGAGCUUUGUUUUAAUUAAUGAACUUAAAACACUUUGCAGGAGUUUUCUGCUCCAGAGUCAUCGCUGCUAAGUGCAAGAAGCUCUGAGGGGCGGGGCGCGUCGCGUGUGCGCCCGGCUUGGCACUGGGCUUCCGCGGGCGGCAGGUGUCGCGCGUCCCCUGCUGGCGGCUGCCCUGCCCGAAGUCAGGGCUCGGUCUAGGGAAGCGAAAGCGAAAGCGGCGGGCGCCGGGACGCCCCCCGCUUGCAGAGGGCCGCCGGCAGACAGAAGGGGAAAACGAAGGAGAGCCAGGGCGAGCCGAUUUCAGAGCUCGGUGCUCAGCACGGAGACGAAAGCCCCCCCGGAGCUGCAGUCCCGAAGCCGCCGCGGAUAACACCAUGCGGUUCUCUGACCUGAGACCCUGCCCCUUCCUGCUGUUGGCUGACUCGGCUCUCCUCUGGCUGCUUCAGGGGACACUGGGGGCUCUCCUUCCCCCGGGGCUUCCAGGCCUAUGGCUGGAGGGGACCCUGCGACUUGGAGGGCUCUGGUGGCUGCUAAAGGUGGGAGGACUCCUGGGAUUGGUGGGAACACUAUUGCCCCCGCUCUGCCUGGGGACCCCGCUGUUUCUCUCCCUGAGGGCCCUGGUCCCAGGGGCCUUGAGUGCUCCCCCAGUCAGAGUGGCUUCAGCCCCCUGGAGCUGGCUGCUGGCAGGGUAUGGGGCUGCGUGGCUAAGCUGGGCCAUGUGGGCUCUGCUGAGCUCCCCAGGAGCCCAGGAGAGGAAGCAGGGCCAGGAGAACAACACAGAAUUGAUGUGGAGGCUGCUGAAGCUCUCCUGGCCAGACCUGCCCUAUCUCGUUGCAGCCUUCUGCUUCCUUAUUGUUGCCGUGUUGGGUGAGACAUUCAUUCCUUACUAUUCGGGUCAUGUCAUUGACAUCCUGAGAGGUGAUUUUGACCCUGAUGCCUUUGCCAACGCCAUCUUUUUCAUGUGUCUCUUCUCCAUUGGCAGGGACCAUGGCGGGGAGGUCUCCUGUCUUCUGCCCCAUCAGCCCCUUAUAUCCCCCACCCCCCGCCCACUUCUGCAGGCACUGCUUCUGGACAUCCAAAAUGCUUUGGCGAAAGCAGGACAGGUGGUGCGGGAGGCUGUUGGAGGGCUGCAGACGGUGCGCAGUUUUGGAGCCGAGGCCCAGGAGAUCCGUCUCUAUAAGGAGGCUCUGGAACGGUGCAGGCAGCUGUGGUGGCGACGAGACCUGGAAUGUGCCCUCUACUUACUCUUUCAGAGGAUGGUGCACUUGGGAAUGCAGGUACUAAUGCUGAACUGUGGGGUGCAGCAGAUCCUGGCUGGGGACCUCACGCAAGGUGGGCUGCUCUCCUUCCUGCUGUAUGAGGAGGACAUGGGCCAUUAUGUGCAGACCCUGGUUUACAUGUGCGGCGAUAUGCUCAGCAACGUCGGGGCUGCGGAGAAGGUGUUUCAGUACCUGGAUCGGAAGCCAAAGCUGCCUCCGCCCGGGACGCUAGCCCCUCCCACUCUGCGGGGGCUGGUGGAAUUCCAAGACGUUUCUUUUGCGUAUCCCAACCGCCCUGACCAGCCUGUGCUCAAGGGGCUGACGUUCACUCUACGCCCUGGUCAGAUGACGGCUCUGGUGGGGCCCAAUGGGUCCGGGAAGAGCACAGUGGCUGCCUUGCUGCAGAAUCUGUACCAGCCCACCGGGGGACGGCUGCUGCUGGAUGGGAAGCCCAUCUCCGAGUACGAACACUGCUACCUGCACCGACAGGUGACUUCGGUGGGGCAGGAGCCUGUGCUCUUCUCCGGUUCUGUGAGGGAUAACAUUGCUUAUGGGCUGAAGAGCUGCAGUGAUGAGAAGGUGAUGGCAGCUGCCCAGGCCGCCAAUGCCCACGGCUUCAUACAGGAGUUGGAGCAUGGACUGAAUACAGAUGUAGGGGAGAAAGGGAAGCAGCUGGCUGCGGGACAGAAGCAGCGUCUGGCCAUUGCCCGGGCCCUUGUGCGGGACCCACGAGUCCUCAUCCUGGAUGAAGCCACCAGUGCUCUGGACGUCCAGUGUGAGCAGGCUCUGCAGGACUGGAAAUCCCACGGGGACCGAACAGUGCUGGUGAUUGCUCACAGGCUGCAGACGGUGCAGAGUGCGGACCAGGUCCUGGUGCUCAGGCAGGGUGAGCUGCGGGAGCACUCAGAGCUCAUGGAGGGCCAGGACCUCUAUUCCCGCCUGGUGCAGCAGCUCCUGGAGGACUGAGAGCUCGGGGACACGGGACCCUUCCAGUGGUCAUCUCCAUGAUCCAGAGUAGCUCGUGCUGGGAGUUUCUCUGGGCUUGUGCUGCUGGGUAGUUGUUCCUAGAGCUAUUGGCAUGGUGGAAGUUUGGGCCACGUGUACUGACCGGGGGUGGGAGAAAGGGGGGUGCUGUCUGUUUCCAAGAUCCUCAUUUCCCUGCUGCUGAGUAUUGUGGCAUAAUACAUCUAUUUAAAGUACAUUUUCCUUAUUAUGUAAAUAGCACGUAUACGUAGAGGAAAGUAAAACUAACCCUUGUUUCACCUCCCAGAGGUGACCAUAGCUACUGUUUUGCUAGCUACCUGUGUCUUAAUCUGUUUUUUGAGAUAAAUAUUAGCCAGUAUGAUGUAAAUAUUCAUGAGGUUGCCUUUCUGUGUCUUUCCCCUUUCACACUGAUAUCUGAUAUUUUGGGGGAAGCUAGGAUAUGGAGGGGUAGAACACUGUUUCCUAAUUAACAAUGUUAAUAAAAAACUGGUAAUAUCUACCAUUUAUAGAGUUUUAAUAUGAUAGGAAGUAUGCUAAAUGUUUUUCAGGCAUUAUCAUAUUUAGUCCUUUUCCUUAAGCCUAUGUGGUUGGUUAUUAUUAUCCCCAUCUUACAGGUGAGGAAACUGAGUCUCAAAGAGGUUAAAUAACUUUUCCAAGGUUACACAGGGGUGGAGUUGGAGUUGAAUCCAAGCCUGACCCCUGAGUCCACAACCUCAACCAGUAAAUUAUAUGACGUCAUGUGUUCAUAAUCUUGAAUUCAUACUCAGAUUCAGUAAAGAGCUCUGAAUUCACUGCCUUCUCUCUAGUCCCGUGGUUAUUAUAACUUUCAUUUAGUCUUAGAUGAUCUCAUCACCAAAGAGGUUUCCCCAUCAUUGGCUCAGCUCUUCUAGCUGUUCUUUGUGAAGUCAUUUUUCUUUUGCAGACACAUAAGAUGAUGUCACUUCCGUAAAGUCCUUCAAGCUCUUCCUUCCUUUCUGCUCAGAUCUUCCUCACAGCAUGUGAGGUUGUGCAGCUCAUUUGCAGCACCCUUCCCUGCUGCAUUAAGCUCCCACCGCAAACUUCCUGCCCUCCUCAUGCCUGUGCACCUUUGCAUAUGGUGUGUUCUUGCUGCUUCCUGAACCACCCUUUAUGAUUUACCCCAGUCCUUCAAGACUUAUCUCGGGUCAGGUUUUCCAUUCUGAGCUCAGUCUGGAGAAAGUGUCCUUUGCAUGUGCUUCUGUUGUCCCAGAGCUUACCUCUUUCACAGCCUGUAGUAAACUCCUCAUCCCCCCACCCCUCUGUUCUCCCACUAGACCAUGAGUUCCUGGGGGGGAAGGCCAUAUAUUUUACUAAGUUUUAUAUUGACUACCUGGCACAGGGCUCGAUUCAUAGCAGACAAUAAGCAAAUGUCUGUUGCACUAAUGAGUAAUUCUUCUCUGUCCUCCCUCCACAUGCCAACCACUGAAAAUUCAGAGCUGUGUGCAUUACUGCCUUUUGGGAGGGACUUACCUUUGAAGGUUCCUAUUCUAGGAAAGAGAAACUUUCACGUUCCCAGAAACACCAGGUGCUUUCCAGCUCUAGCAAUGAACUACCCAGAACUUUUGCAGUUUUGGUUUCUUUUUUUCAUCCUGGUAACUGUUGGGAAUGGGCAAAGUGAGAGAAGGGAGCUUUCUUAUGCAGGUAUGCCUUCGCUUCAUUCUGGUGUUAGUGUCUCAAAUACCACUGUACUUAAAUACCCAUGUGGAGAGAGACAAUUUUGGCCCAAUUUCUUUCCCUCUUAACCAAACGUCCUUCCUCUAUUUAUAAAAUGGGAAUAAUCAUUCCUGUAUGUCCCAACCUUAGGGAAAUUGUUGCCCUCAAGGAGGAAGAUGAUCUGUUAAAAUUCUUUGAUAGCCUCAGUCUAAUGACGAGAGCCUCAAUAUAAUGACACCUAAUAGUUUAAGCCUGCAAGGUUUCUUAAAAAUAAUAAAGCAGUCAAAUCUUACUUUAUAGAAAAGGAAACUGGCCUGAAACUGCAGGGCUACUCAGUGAUUGAGCUGGGAAGAAAACUCAGGCAUUCAGACGGGCAUCAGAAAGAUGCAGCAGACCUCAGGAUCUUAGGGUGUCUGGAAAGUUGGUCAUCUGAGGGAAACUCGCAAGUAGACCUUAUGUCAGGGACACAUUCUGGAAAUGUUCCCUGGAGGUCAAAGUGUGGAACUUUGGCAAAAGCCUACAAGUGUGGUUUGUUUGGUAAUCACAGAUAUGAGUAAUUCUAGUCUGUUCCUGAGUUCUAGUUCUUUUCAUUCACCCCGCCUCCCCCCCAACACCGUUUGAUUUGCCUGCCUCAUAACCUCCCCUUCUUGUCACUUACUUCGGCAUCUUUCCCAUUCGGUCAUAUUUUACUCUUUCCAAAGGAUGGUAUGAAUGGAGAGGGGAAACCUUAGGAAACUCUCAUAGAUUUCUCUGGAGCCCGCAGACAACCCAUCUGGUUUGCCCAGUGUGGAAAUGGCAUUGAAUUUCAAGUCCUUUAUUCCCCAGCCACGUAGGGUAGCCCCUUUGCCGUUCUCAUGGCAUUCAAGAGGAGACUGAGUGCAGUUGUCAGAAUUUUGGAGAAAAGAAUAGGAGUAAGGAAAACAAAGAUCUUCCUGGUUUUUGGUGCUGAGUGAGCCAAAAAAGCACCCAUCUGAUUGAAUCUGAUGCCCAUUUAGUAAUCGUAGGAAAUACUGGGUUUUGAACCUAGAGUUUUAUGGACUUAUGAAUUAUUACAGUUCAUGUAAUUGCCAUUACAAUAACAAUAAUCAUUCAAGUGCUGUGCUAAGUGCCUCAUGUAUAUCUUUGUACUUUUUCCUCAAGAUAAUCCUAGGUGCAGAUGUUACUAUAUCAGUUCUAAGAAUGAGAAAGUGGACGUUUAGGCACAUUGUCUGGCUCACAAAGCUUGGAAAAGGCGGACUCUGCCCAGCUUUACUACAAAACUCAAAAGAGUUGCCUAUACUCCUUCUAUCUGCUUACCUUCCUACUAGUCUCUUUUUAAAAAUAUAUUUAUGUGAACCAGGAAAUAUAUUAAUGGGGUUUAAAAUUGAAGAGCCCCAACAAGGUAUGUAGAGGAAACCCUCACUCCCAUCCUUCCCAUGGUUUACCAAGACCCCUUGCGCACACAGUCCAUGUUCCAAGCUUUAUAUUUAUCCUUCUAGGGAAAUUUCAUGUAUAUUUAAGCACAUUUGUAAAUAUGUUCUUGUUCCCUAUUUUUACAAAUAGGUCCUUAGAUGCACUGUUUUGAACUUUAUUUUUUUUUAUACUUAGAAAUAUACGACUAUAUAGCAUUCUAUUUUAUGGAAGUACUGUAUUUCAUUUAGCUUGUCUUCUCCUAGUGAUGGGUAGCUAGGUUACUUGAAGUCUCUAGCUAGUAUAAGCAAUGCCUUGUGUAGACAUUAUAAUACAUGUGUGCAAGAAUACCCAUAGGAUAAAAUUCUAAACGGGGAGUUGCUGAGUCCAUGUGUAUGUAUAUAUAUUACUGAUAUUGAUAUAUGUUGCAGAAUUGCCCUCAUAAAGGUUGUAUUCAUGCACAGUUCCAUCAGUAAUAUAUAAAUUUAUCUGUUUCCCCACAUUCUCAUCAACAUGGAGUGCUGUUAAAUUAGCUUUUUAGGCUUUAUCAAUUUUAUGAAUAAAAAGUGACAUCAUAUGGUA
Molecule: messenger RNA, 6069 nt
Organism: Enhydra lutris kenyoni (northern sea otter)
Lineage: Eukaryota; Metazoa; Chordata; Mammalia; Carnivora; Mustelidae
Product: transporter 2, ATP binding cassette subfamily B member
Exons: 10
Coding region: 559-2409 (616 amino acids)
Biological process (GO): antigen processing and presentation of endogenous peptide antigen via MHC class I; transmembrane transport
Cellular component (GO): endoplasmic reticulum membrane; TAP complex
Molecular function (GO): ATP binding; ATP hydrolysis activity; MHC protein binding
Source: RefSeq, a predicted model, not a curated record